GCUACUACGGCGGUCAGGGCCAUCUUUGGUUGUAUUCGCCGGGUGGACCUCAGUCAGUGAUCAAUUGCGAUAGUUAUCAAAUUAAGCCAGCGAUAGGUGUCUGCAAGCGGCUCGUUUAUUUCCAUCAAGUCAACUACCCCUUUAGAUAUUCUGCGUAAAUAUUCAACCGCAUCAACACCGUUUUGAAGAUUUUCUCCGCGGAAAUUUGACCGAAGACGGGAGAUCCACUGUAAUACAACAUGGAUGAGGAAUAUGAUGUGAUCGUAUUGGGCACCGGACUUACAGAGUGCAUCCUUUCUGGGAUCAUGUCCGUGAAUGGGAAGAAAGUGUUGCAUAUGGACAGGAAUCCAUAUUACGGAGGUGAAAGUUCCUCCAUCACACCCUUGGAGGAGCUCUAUAAGAGAUUUGGGAUUUCAGACAGCCCCCCGGAGUCGAUGGGCCGGGGAAGAGACUGGAAUGUUGAUCUAAUCCCUAAAUUCCUGAUGGCCAAUGGUCAGUUAGUUAAGAUGCUUCUAUACACUGAAGUGACCAGAUAUCUCGACUUUAAAGUGGUCGAGGGAAGCUUUGUGUACAAAGGGGGGAAAAUCUACAAAGUGCCUUCAACUGAGACGGAGGCUCUAGCUUCAAACCUAAUGGGAAUGUUUGAGAAAAGACGUUUCCGGAAGUUCCUAGUUUUUGUGGCCAACUUUGAUGAGAACGACCCCAAGACGUUCGAGGGUGUUGAUCCCAAACUCACAACAAUGGGAGAGGUGUACAAGAAGUUUGAUUUAGGACAGGAUGUCAUAGAUUUCACAGGACACGCCUUGGCCCUCUACAGGACAGACGAUUACCUUGAGCAGCCGUGUCUGGAGACCAUCAAUCGGAUCAAACUCUACAGUGAAUCUCUGGCACGCUAUGGGAAGAGCCCUUACCUGUACCCGCUUUACGGAUUGGGAGAGCUGCCCCAGGGAUUUGCUCGGUUAAGUGCAAUUUACGGUGGAACCUAUAUGUUAAACAAACCGGUGGAUGAGAUAGUUAUUGAGGAUGGCCACGUGGUGGGCGUGAAAUCUGAAGGAGAGAUUGCACGCUGCAAACAGCUCAUCUGUGACCCCAGCUACAUCCCGGACCGUGUGCAGAAAGUAGGCCAGGUGAUCAGAGUCAUCUGCGUCCUUAGUCAUCCCAUAAAAAAUACCAAUGAUGCCAACUCCUGCCAGAUCAUCAUUCCUCAGAAUCAAGUGAACCGCAAAUCAGAUAUCUACGUGUGCAUGAUCUCCUACGCUCAUAAUGUGGCGGCUCAGGGGAAAUAUAUUGCCAUUGUAAGCACCACUGUGGAAACCUCGGAUCCUGAAGCUGAAAUCGAACCCGCUCUGGAACUUCUUGAACCCAUUGACCAAAAGUUUGUGGCCAUCAGUGAUAUGUAUGAGCCCACAGAUGACGGUACAGACAGUCAGGUAUUUGCAUCACGGUCUUACGAUGCCACCACUCACUUUGAGACGACCUGUAACGACAUCAAAGACAUCUACAAGCGCAUGACAGGAAGUGACUUCGAUUUUGAGAACAUGAAGCGUAAACAGAAUGACGUCUUUGGAGAGGAUGAACAGUGAGAGGCGUUGAUCUCUAGGAGCAGAAGGGGAGAUAGGUCAGGCUGAAUUUGAUUUACAUGGGCCGGGUUUGGAGAACACAAGAGAUUUAAGAAUGUUGUGAAUCUUUUUCAACUGUCAUUAUCUCCCAGAAUGCUCUUUGUCUUGAAGCCCCGCCCCCGUGUAUUCCGUUCAGAUUCACACAGUUCAGCACACAGACACAAAUGCUCUAUUGCUCACAUUCCAUAAUUCACCUCUCUGCACUACAAAGUGGGCGACAUGCUAGUUUAGAGUCGCAAUUUGCAUCGUUUCAUGCAAAUAUCCUGUUGAAGUGAAACGUGUCUUUUUGUCCUGAAUAUUGCCCUCGACUGAAGCCCACACAUGUGAAAAACUGUGACUAUUGAAGGAAAGACUAAAUGAAUCGCAUCCACUUUAGUGAAACAUACCCAAACUCAGACUGUUAGUCCCAAACAGAAACAGCUUCAUACUUCAACAGUUUUCCUGUAUUUAGGUUUCCUGUGUAAGUCUUUUAACACUAAUAAUUCAACACUCCAAUUCGACACCUGGAUGCAAUAUGAAAAUUGACAUAUUCGACAUAUUUCAAGUAAAAAAAACAGCUGAAUGUUCUGAAAGGAACUGACAGUCCCUUUGGUGUGUAUCAUUUCAGUAGAUCUAACUAUCACUGACUGCUCUUUCAUGUUAUUUAAUUGUCUUUUUUUGGGGGUGGAUUUUUCUGGACAACUAAAUCAAAUGAGGUGCAUAAUAUGCAGUAUAGAAGUGAAUUGUAAGCCAUUGACUUGUAACUAACAUUUUGUCUUUGUACUAACUUGAAAAACCACACACUUCUUAUUGAUCUUGUUCUAAAUUCCUCUUUCUUCUGUAAUCCCGGACGUUCAUAGUCUUGAAUGAUGACAGAUACGGACAUCUGUUAUUUAAUGGAAAUGUUUGUGAAAAUUUGAAACAAGACGAUCUUGAGAGCAAGCAUGAGCCUUGAAUUUAAGAGCGUUGAAGGAAUUGUGGAAGGAAUGGCAAAAAUGAGAAUUUAUUAAGUAUCAUAAUUGCUAUUCUGGCUUUUGGACACCUGAGAACACAGACAGAUAUUACGCUAAUAUUUAUUUGUUAUUAACACUACAUCUCUCCUUGUGAACAUCUACAUCUUCUCAUUGUACAACGCAAACUACAUCAUUAUCAACGACUGACACUUUUACACUCGGCUGUUAGAAACCACAACACAAACUUUGAAAUACUGAAGCAAGAUUAGUCAUGUUCACCAUCAUUGAUAUCUGUUGUGUAAAAUGUCUUAAUCAUGCUUAUUUCUAUUUUCUAUUGCCAUGAAUAGAAGUUGACAGUAGUCUGCUGGACCAGCUGAUCAUUGCUGUACUGCUUUCAGUGUAGAAUUUACAAGCACUGCUUUUGUCAUGUGUUGUUUUUCAUAUUCGCCUUGUUCAGAAAAAGCCUCUGACAAAAUCUUUGUUUGAAAUGGAAAACAAGGAGUGAGUGGCAGUUUCAUUACAUUCUUGAAAUUUAUCGGGCCAAAGUCACUUAUGGCCUUAUUGAUUCACAUAGAAUCCUAUUUAAAUCGUACAUUUUCUUCCUUAGUGCACAAAAUUUGCGAUAACUGGAAUCCAAUAGAAUUAAGAAUUGCUAUGUUUGGACAUUAUCGUUUGCACCUCUCCAGCAUAUUCUCUCAUAUGUUUGGAUAAACUGUUUUACUUUUCUUUUGUACUGUAUUUAUUUUUGCUUCGUCUUUCAUUUUCAUUGUUGAAACGAUAACUAAACAUCUAAAAAAUCUGACACAAGCUCGAUGACUAUAAGUUGUGAAUUUCAUCUCGUGUUUGAGCAGUCUUGUGUAACAAAAAUAAAUAUGAAUAAAAUGAAACAAACUUG
Messenger RNA from Triplophysa dalaica, 3446 nucleotides. It is a transcript of the gene gdi1, whose product is annotated as GDP dissociation inhibitor 1. Gene Ontology annotation, biological process: vesicle-mediated transport; protein transport; small GTPase-mediated signal transduction. The coding region runs from base 240 to 1583 and encodes 447 amino acids. The record is from RefSeq and is a predicted model, not a curated record. The transcript has 11 exons. Gene Ontology annotation, molecular function: Rab GDP-dissociation inhibitor activity. NCBI's taxonomy places the organism in Eukaryota, Metazoa, Chordata, Actinopteri, Cypriniformes, Nemacheilidae. Gene Ontology annotation, cellular component: cytoplasm.